This is a messenger RNA of Electrophorus electricus (electric eel), 4268 nucleotides long. The record is from RefSeq and is a predicted model, not a curated record. Lineage: Eukaryota; Metazoa; Chordata; Actinopteri; Gymnotiformes; Gymnotidae.
CGCCGGGCUCGCGGCUGCUGGACAGGUUAACAAGGUUGCUAUAGCGACCGUCUGAGCCAGCAGUCUGGUGUGUCCAGUGGGCUCUCCCCGUUGUAUGGCUAAAGCUACACAGUUGGGUGUUAACGUGUAACCAGUACCACUGUGCUUGGUACUGAUCGGAUACUGGAAUGACUUAGCACAGCGUUACCAGGUUUUGCUGCUGCUAUGGUUGCUGGACACGCCUGCUACCCCAGUAAGGCUCCCCCAAUGGAUGUCCAGAGCGCUAGCUCAGUGGUGCUCCAGGCACUGACACAGGCAGCCAGCCAGGACACAGCUGUGCUAAAGCCUGCGGAGGAACAGCUGCGCCAAUGGGAGACUCAGCCCGGCUUUUACACUGUGCUGCUGAGCAUCUUCAACAAUCACAUGUUAGAUGUCAACGUCAGAUGGUUGGCAGUGCUCUACUUCAAGAAUGGCAUCGAUCGCUACUGGAGACGAGUUGCACCUCACGCGCUCUCAGAAGAAGAGAAAGCAUCUCUCCGAGCUGGACUCAUCACCAACUUCAACGAACCAGUCAACCAGAUCGCCACUCAGAUCGCUGUGCUGAUAGCGAAGGUGGCUCGUCUGGAUUGUCCGCGCCAGUGGCCCGAGCUCAUCCCAGUCCUGCUGGAGUCGGUGAAGGUACAGGAUAUCCUGCGGCAGCAUCGCGCCCUGCUCACCUUCUACCACGUCACCAAAACGCUGGCGUCCAAACGCCUGGCUGCUGACCGCAGGCUGUUCCAGGAUUUGGCGUCCAGUAUCUACGGCUUCACCUGCUCACUGUGGAACCACCACACUGACUCCUACCUGCAGGAGUUACAGGCUGGACACCAGGACGCUGCACUCAGCUCCCUGGAGCGCACGCUGCUGUCUCUGAAGGUUCUGCGGAAACUGACUGUGCAUGGGUUUGUAGAACCACACAAGAACAUGGAGGUGAUGGGGUUCCUCUCAGCAGUCUUUGAGAGACUGAAGCAGUUUCUAGAGUGCUGUCGGCUAGUUGGACCAGGUAGUGUUUGCAGAGAAAAGUUAGAGAAGACCGUUAUUCUGUACACCAAAGUGCUGCUGGACUUUCUGGAACACCACCCAUACCCCUUCAUCCCACUAAUCCAGCGCUCACUGGAGUUCACUGUCACCUACGUCUUUACCGAUGUGGGUGAGGGGCUGGUGUUCGAGCGCUUCAUCGUGCAGUGCAUGAGCCUCAUCAAGAUGAUCGUCAGAAACGAUGCCUACAGACCAGACAAGAACGUGGAUGAGAGUAACGCGGAGACCCUGGAAGCACACCGGAUUAAGAGCGCUUUCUUCACUCCGCCCACGCUGGCCGAGAUCGGGACGAGGCUGGUCUCCAAAUACUUCCUCCUCACACAGGAAGAGGUCGCCAUGUGGGAGGAAGACCCAGAGAGCUUCGCUGUAGAGGAAACUGGAGGGGAUUCGUGGAAGUACAGUCUACGGCCAUGCACGGAGGUCUUGUUCCUGGAUAUAUUUCACAACUACAGUGCCACGCUGACCCCAGUCCUGCUCCAGAUGGUUCACAACCUGCAAGGUCCUAGUGAUGUGGACGACCCAGCGCAGCUUCUGCUGAAGGAUUCAGUGUACAACGCCGUGGGGCUGGCCGCGUACGAGCUGUUUGACAGUGUGGACUUCGACCAGUGGUUCAGUAACCAGCUGCUGGCGGAGCUUCAAGUCUCUCACAACAGGUAUAAGGUGAUCAGGCGCCGUGUCAUCUGGCUGAUUGGCCAAUGGAUCUCAGUGAAGUUUAAGUCAGAAUUGCGCCCCCUGCUGUAUGAGUCCUUCCUCAGCCUCAUGCAGGACCCUGAUCUUGUGGUCCGUAUUGAAACAGCCACCACUCUGAAGCUGGCUGUCGAUGACUUUGAGUUCAGGACAGAACAGUUUUUGCCGUACCUGGAGUCUAUCUUUGCUUUGCUCUUCCAGCUCUUACAGCAAGUCAGUGACUGUGACACUAAAAUGCAGAUACUCCAUGUGGUGUCCUGUGUCAUCGAGAGAGUCAGCACACAGAUCCGGCCCUAUGUGGCUUGCCUGGUGCAGUAUCUCCCUGUCCUGUGGAAGCAGUCAGAGGAACACAACAUGCUCCGCUGUGCCAUUCUCACCACCCUCAUCCACCUGGUACAGCUUGGUGUGGGUGUGUGUGCGCGUGUGUCACAGGGUCUGGGCGCUGAGAGCAGGAAUCUGUACCCCUUCCUCCUGCCUGUGAUCCACCUCAGCACAGACGUGUGUCUGCCGCCACACGUGUACCUGCUGGAGGACGGGCUGGAGCUCUGGCUGGUGACAUUAGAAAACUGCCCUGCCAUAACCCCUGAACUACUGAGAAUUUUCCAGAACAUGACUGCUCUGCUAGAGCUCAGCUCCGAGAAUGUGAAGACAUGUUUCCAGAUCAUCAGUGCCUACAUAUACCUGUCAGCCACCGAGUUUUUACAGAAUUAUGCUGAAGCUCUCUGCAGAUCCUUCUGUGAUCUCCUGAAAGACAUCACCAUGGAGGGCCAAGUCCAAGUGCUCAAGGUGGUGGAGGUCGCCGUCAAGGUCAGUCCCGUGCUGGCCUCUCAAACCUUCCAGCCCCUGUUCCCCCUCGUGUUCCGGGGCGUUCUGGACGGAGAGAGGUAUCCCGUGGUGAUGUCCACGUACCUGGGUGUGGUUGGUCGGGUGCUCCUGCAGAACUCCUGCUUCUUCAGAACCUUCCUAAUGCAGAUGGCCAUGGAGUUAAACCAGGAGGUGGACCAUCUCUUGGGCAGCAUGAUUGAGAUGUGGGUGGACCGCAUGGACAACAUCACUCAGCCGGAGAGACGCAAACUGUCGUCCUUGGCGCUGCUGUCUCUGCUCCCCUCAGACAGCAGUGUGGUUCAAGACAAGUUCUGUGGAAUCAUUAACAUAUCUGUGGAGGCCCUGCAUGAUGUGAUGACUGAGGACCGAGAGACAGGAACCUUAAAAGAUUGUAUGCUCAUGAAUCACUUGGAGGAGCCCAAGUUAUCUGAUGAUGAAGAACCUCCAACAGAACAGGACAAGAGGAGGAAACUGGUUGUUCAAGAGUUCAAUACACUUGUGGCCCUUUACCGGGAGCUCGUGAUUUCAGUGGGGGAAAUCUCAGCUGAUUGUCCCGCUCUGCGCGCAGAGAUGCACAAGACCCGCACUAAAGGCUGCGAGAUGGCGCAAGCGGCACAUCAAAAGCUGUCUGCAAUAUCAGGCCCAGAGGAUGGAGAGAUCCACCCAGAGAUCUGCAGACUCUUCGUCCAGCUGCAGUGUUGUCUGGAGAUGUACCUGACGGAGAUGCUCAAAUCUGGCUGUCUGCUGGGCUCCCUGCAGCUGCACAGGAGAGGGAAAGAUGCUACUGCUUCAUCUAAGAUGGAGAGUCAGAAAGAGGACAGCUCUGCUGUUCCCAUCCUGGAGGAGUCAUGCUCCUCAGAGCUGGACUGCUGUCUGGCCUACUCCCUGGUAUCCGCAGACAUCGAGAACAUUGAGCGGGACAUGACGGAUAUGAAGAACCUUCUCAGCAAACUCAGGGAGACGAUGCCCUUACCACUGAAGAACCAAGAUGAUAGCAGCUUGUUGAAUCUGACUCCGUACCCUCUGGUCAGGCGGAGAAAGAGGCGUUUCUUUGGCCUCUGUUGCCUGGUAUCCAGUUAAGAGCUUGUGCCCAGGAUUGCGCCACCAAGACUACAUUUCCCAUGGUCCCUCAUAAUGUGUGACGUUCAUCAAUCAGCAGUAGUACUGCCAUUUCCCAAACCAGUUGGUUCUCUAUUAUGGCCGCCCAACUUCCUAUUUAAAUAGAACAGUUGUAAUAUGUCUAAUAUCACUAAUCAUUCAAAUAUAUCUAUACAGUAUCAACAAACAAAUAUGAUUAAUACAGACAAUUUUCUUUUUAUAUAAGUGAAUGCAUCUUAUUUUCAUCAGCAUUGUGCUAAUUGCAGAUCUGUUCUAGACUGACAGUGCUGGCUGUUUGUCCUGCUCCAUAGCGCCCCCUGGCCACCAUUUGAAAUGCACAAGCUUGCUGCGGAAUGCACACUGGGGCAGUUGGCUGAUUGGUGGGAAGCCUCAUGGCUCCAGGUGUUUUCUUCACAUGUUCGCUCUUGUCUUAGGUCACGACUUUCUGCUAUGCCCGAACUUUUCUUAUAGUAUUGUUUAGUCUUCCUUAAACCGACAAACCUGUAUUUUUCUGUUUGUGUCCAUCUUUAGGGAUAUGAAGAGCCUUUGUACAUAAUAAAUACCUAUAAAUAGAAAUUCUAGAGUUGUACACCUCUGCUUCA